AUAUUUUUACCAUUGUUCAUCAUCAAUGUCGGAAAUAUGGCGCCGAAGUGAAAGACGCGAUAUUGGAAAAUAAUAGAAAUUAUUAAAUUGAUAUCGGCUAUUCAUUUGGAAAGCAUAAAAAUCAUACAAAAAUGAGUAAUAUAUCACCGUUUGGAGGUGGAAAGAACCCACCGUGGGUUAGAAAUUCAGGACAAAUUCAAAAUAUACAACAACAAAUGUUGGGCCAAGCCAUGGGUGGUAUAGGAGGUCAACCAAUGGUUCAAUAUCAGCAACAAACUCAGCAAGUGUACCAACAGAGUUUAGGUUUACAACAACAAAACUUGACAAUGGCUUCAAUGGCCACUCUCAGUUCAAAUCUACAAUCGGGAAUAGCAGGACAAUUAUAUCCACAAGUGGCAACAGUUUCAUAUCCAACUCCGCGGGCGUUAAAUACAAACGCUUUUCAACAAUCGGUUGCCGGCGUUACACAACAAGUUCAACAAAACGUCCAAUCCUCUUCAUCGACAAAGCAACGAGUAUUUACAGGCAUAGUUACCAAAGUUCAUGACAAUUUCGGUUUCGUCGAUGAAGAUGUGUUCUUUCAAACAAGUGCUUGUGUCAAGGGAUCAAAUCCAGUUGUCGGCGAUCGUGUUCUGGUAGAAGCAUCUUACAAUCCUUCAAUGCCUUUUAAAUGGAACGCUACCAGAAUUCAAGUGCUGCCUAUGGGCAAUAGUUCUAAUAAUAGUAACGUAAAUACUCACCAAUCAAGUCAAUCGAAUCGUCAACAACAACAAAUCCGACCAUCGGGAACAUACAAUGCUGUUCCUCCACCAUCAGAAAAUUCAAAUAGCAGAUUUAGUUCUAAUAAUAAUAGUGGAGUUGCGUCUACAAAUCGUACGAAGGCUGGAAGAAUACGAGAAAGAUCUCGAGAGCGACGUAAUGACGAUGAGGAAAUUGAGAGAAAACGUCGUCGGGAAGAACGAAAUCGAGAACGUGAAAAGAAAGAUGAGCGUAGUCCGUCAAGAACAAGAAGAAGUAAAUCACCUAGACCUCGUCGACGCACUCGAGUCGUUCCACGUUAUAUGGUUCAAAUACCAAAAAUCGCCCUUGACUUGCCUGAAGCAGACGUUUUGGAAAUAAAACGACGUUACCAAAAUAUGUACAUUCCUAGCGAUUUUUUUUCUACAAAUUUAAGAUGGGUGGAUGCAUUCCCACCGCAUGUGCCAUUCACAUUAAAUAAGCCAUGUUCAUUUCACGUAAUGCACAAAGAUGUCGAUUCGUAUACUGAAAAUAGUGCCGUAUUAGAGCCACCCGAUUCUGAUUAUUUAUUCUCUGCCAAGGUUAUGUUAAUAUCAAUGCCAGCAAUGGAGGAAAUUUACAAGCGUUGCUGUGGAGUAACGGAAGAUAGAGAUCCAGAUCGCGAUUAUAUUCAUCCAACACGACUUAUUAAUUUUUUGGUUGGUUUACGUGGUAAAAAUGAAACAAUGGCAAUUGGUGGGCCAUGGAGUCCCUCUUUAGAUGGACCAAAUCCUGAGAAAGAUCCAUCAGUUCUUAUUAGAACUGCUAUAAGAACCUGCAAAGCACUCACUGGUAUUGAUCUGUCCAGCUGCACUCAAUGGUAUCGCUUCCUGGAGCUCUACUACAGACGAGCAGAAACGACCCACAAGUCGGGGCGAGUGGUGCCUUCGCGCGUUGAAACCGUCAUACUAUUUCUCCCAGAUGUUUGGCGAUGCGUACCAACUAGACUGGAAUGGGACGGUCUACAUCUCAACUAUAAGAAACAACUGGAAAGAAAAUUACUCCGUGCCGCCUCUAACCUCGACGAUUCGGAUGCUGCCAAUGAUGCUGAUGAGGCUGCCGUCGCUGAUCAAAAGGAUGAAAAUCUUGCCGAGAAAAAAGAUCCAACACAUUACUCGGAAUUGGAUCCUAAAUCAAUGAAUGUAAAUGAAUUACGACAGGAAUUGGUUGCCCGUAAUCUCAGUUCAAAGGGACUUAAAUCACAGCUUGUGGCAAGACUCACGAAGACAAUAAAAUCGGAACAGGCGAAAGAAGAGGGUCGACAGGAUGAUAUUGAGGAAAAUGAAAAGGAAAGUACUCCAACUCCAAAGGAAGAUUCAAAAGAUGAUAAAAAAUCGAAAGACAAUAAAGAGCAUGAUGAGGACAAGAAGAAAAUUUACGAACGUGAACGUGCUCAAUUGGAAAAAAGAUACAAUCUUCCUGAAUCUUCCCAUAUUGUCGUUCAUCCAUCAAAAACGGCAAAAAGCGGAAAAUUCGACUGUACAAUGAUGUCCCUCAGCGUUCUACUCGAUUACAGACCAGAAGAUACAAAGGAACAUUCAUUCGAGGUUUCUCUUUUCGCUGAACUCUUUAACGAAAUGUUAAUGCGAGAUUUUGGCUUUCGUAUUUAUCGAGGAUUAUGCAGUCUCCCUGAGAAACCAAAAGAAAAGGAGGAGGACAAAAAGAAGGAUAAAAAGGACGAGAAAAAGAAGGACGAUGAUAAGAAAAGUAAGAAAGAUGAAAGGAAAGACGACAAGAAAAGAGAGGGAAGUAAAGACAAGAAAGAUGAUAAGGAAGUGAGAAAUAAAAAUGAUGAUAAGGAGAAGGAAAAAAAUGAAGAGGAUGAAGAUGACGAUGAUGAAGAUUCAGAGGAUGAUGACUCAAAGGACGGGAAGAAAGACAAGGACAAGGAUGGAAAGAAGAAGAAAGUUAAACUCUACACCCAUGAUCCUUAUUUACUUCUGUCGUUUGUUUACUUUGAUCAGACUCAUUGUGGUUAUAUUUUCGAUAAAGACAUCGAGGAACUUAUCUACACUCUUGGAUUAAAUUUAUCCAGAGCUCAAGUCAGAAGAUUGGUACAGAAAGUUGUUACUAGAGAUUCGCUACAUUAUCGCAAAUUAACCGACAAAACUAAAGAUGAAGAUGCUAAGGAUGUCAAGAAAGAUGAUAAAGAUUACGAGAAGCUUGAUUCAUCCGAGAAAACAGAAGAUGAGGAAAAAAUUCUACAAUCACUCGCAAUGGGAAAUAAAAAACUGUUGCCGAUAUUUUAUGGCAAUGGACCAGCAUCGAAGAGAGCACGACGUGACGAUGGCGCUUUGUCUGAGCAGAGUCAAAUUGUUCCUGAAGGUUUUGUUAUAUACAAGGGAUCUCUUCUUGAUGUUGAAAAACUAGUCAGUCAAUUGAAAAGAUCUGAGAAUGCACGCGUUGACACGGAGACACGUAUGGUUGAAAUACAACAUGAACUCUCUUCUAUCAGCGACAAGUGUAAUAAACAAUCAAAUACAAUCAAGGAUCUCUCCGAUGAUCUCAGAUCUUACAAGGAUAAAUUGAAAAACACUGAUGAAAAACUAAAGAAAGUUAUGAAUGAUUCUCAUAUGUACCUGUCAACCUUGAAAAAUGUAUACCAUGUCACUUCCAAAGUAGUUCACAGCGACUCAAGAAAAGUCGAAGUCGUUGAGAUACAAGAUGAAAGAUCUGUCGGAGAAAUGAAUGGAUCGCAAAGUGAUAGUAAGUCGAAAAGUGACACAAGGUGGAGCGAUAGUAAAACUACAAUUAAAAAAGAAAUUGUCGACAAUGAUAAAUUAAAAUCUAAUGACAGUAAAGUUAUUAAAAAAGAAUUGUCCGAAGAUAAGGAAAAAAAUUAAUACAGUCAUAAUGUACCUAAAAUAAAUAUUUCAUUGUUAAGAAAAAAAAAUUCACUCCAAAUUAUUUUCAUCAGUCAAUUUGAAAUUCUUUAUUGCAAAAUUAUUUAAAAGCAUCUAAGUAGAAUUUGAAAUGAUUUAUUAACUAUAAAUAUAAAUACAAAUUCUGCAAGUCCUUAUAACUAAAUUACUCUCCAAUUUAGAAAAAAAUAUUUAUAAUUUAUUAUGAGAAUUUAUACACAAAUGUGUGUAAAAAAUUAUAAUAAAUCGACAGUGAUUUUUUUGUAAAGUGAAAGUUAAAUAAUUAAAAGGGACAAAUUUUAUUUGUUCUUACACAGAAAAAAAUUGGGAAAAAAUCAAAGAUUUAUUUUAAAAAAAUAAUAAUUAUAAUUCAACAGCUCAUAAUAAACUCGUGCUCAGAAAUAUUAAUGUACGGUGUGAUAUUCUUCAAUAUUUUAUGUAAUUCAUCUAAAGUAGGUAAUUAGGAAAAAAAAAUUGUAAAAGAAUUUUUAUUCCGUCGUACAGAAAAUUUUCUGAGAAUGUAAAAAUAAAACACUUUUUUAUAAAAGAAAAAACAACACUGAAAUUGUAAGU
Messenger RNA from Leptopilina heterotoma, 4211 nucleotides. Its product is annotated as cell division cycle and apoptosis regulator protein 1-like. The transcript has 15 exons. The record is from RefSeq and is a predicted model, not a curated record. Bases 132 to 3620 code for a protein of 1162 amino acids. Lineage: Eukaryota; Metazoa; Arthropoda; Insecta; Hymenoptera; Figitidae. Gene Ontology annotation, biological process: regulation of DNA-templated transcription. Gene Ontology annotation, cellular component: nucleus.